AUGGAAAAUAUCUCUUCAGAGGGCAGAGACCCAUCAGCAUUCCUCAGUGAAAUCAUUGGAGCCCCAGUUACUGUUAAAUUAAACUCUGGGGUUGUCUACAAAGGUGAACUUCAGUCAGUAGAUGGUUACAUGAACAUUGCCCUGGAGCAGUCUAAAGAAUUUAUGGAUGGAAAAUUAAGGCGCAGCUACGGUGAUGCCUUCAUUCGUGGAAAUAAUGGUUUGUAUCACUCUCUGUUAUACAUAUGCCCCUUUUCUUGUUCCUUUCUGACUCAUGGACUUAGUGUUGUAUAUCGCAGCAUAGAAUGUAGUUGUUCUUCGGCUUUUUGA
Messenger RNA from Aspergillus clavatus NRRL 1, 327 nucleotides. Its product is annotated as U4/U6-U5 snRNP complex subunit LSM6. Gene Ontology annotation, biological process: mRNA splicing, via spliceosome; maturation of SSU-rRNA. Gene Ontology annotation, cellular component: sno(s)RNA-containing ribonucleoprotein complex; U4/U6 x U5 tri-snRNP complex; U6 snRNP. Lineage: Eukaryota; Fungi; Ascomycota; Eurotiomycetes; Eurotiales; Aspergillaceae. The transcript has 2 exons. Gene Ontology annotation, molecular function: RNA binding. The coding region runs from base 1 to 327 and encodes 108 amino acids. The record is from RefSeq and is a predicted model, not a curated record.